This is a messenger RNA of Volvox carteri f. nagariensis, 369 nucleotides long. RefSeq lists its product as uncharacterized. The record is from RefSeq and is a predicted model, not a curated record. The transcript has a single exon. The annotation marks the transcript as partial. Lineage: Eukaryota; Viridiplantae; Chlorophyta; Chlorophyceae; Chlamydomonadales; Volvocaceae.
CUGCAGCAAGUACGAGAUGAGCUCAUGGACCGGUACGAUGAAUUACAGCAGGAAAAUGACAAGCUCAAGGGGCAAUAUAGCAUGCUGCAGCAAGCACGGGAUGAACUCAAGGAUAGGUACGGAACUCUGCAACAGGUACGAGAUGACCUUAUGGAGCGUCACGGCACAGCACAGCAAGAGCAGGACGAACUCCAAAUCCAGUACAGAAUGCUGCAGCAGGAACGGGACGCACUGAAGGAUCGAUACCAGUCACUCCAGAAGGAACGAGAUGAGCUCAAGGACCAGCAUGACAUGCUGCGACAGGAACGGGACGGCCUUAGGGACGAGUUCCACACGCUGCAGCAGGAGAGCGACGAACUACAGGAUCAG